GUUUUAUUCGAAACAAUAAAAGGUAUUAAAUUACUAUUUAUGACAGACACACGCGGAGUGACAUUCAUUGGAUUGAUAUAUGUAUUGAAUUUACUGUUUGAUCGACUACUUUCGGUAUGAGUUACAACUGAACCAGGAACACAUGGGAAUCUAGUGAUAUUAACGUGUAAUAAAAUGGUCCCAUUUAAAAUGGAAUUAUUUACAGUGUAUAUUGUACUCGGAAUCGUUUUCAAACAAGUGGCUGCUCAAGCGUUAACAACGAAGUGUCCGAACAAUGAAUGGACAAAAAUUAAAGAGCGGUGCUACCUUCCAGUUCAGUUCUCUCAUAGCUGGUUGAGGAGCUAUAAUUUUUGUCAAAAGUUUGGUGCGAGACUAGUGGAACCAGCAGGCUACAGUUUGACAUCAGAGAUACACCAACUUGUAAAAAACAAAUUUCAAGGCCAAUCUGCUUUCUGGACAGGCUACAACAGGAUAAACAGCAGUUCAGCGGCCGAUCACGAAGGAUAUUGGAGCAAUGGACAGAAGACGACUCAGGAGGUCGGAGUCUGGGGUCAAGAUGAACCCAAGGUUUCCAAUGGCAACUGUGCCCGAGUCUCCCUGGCAACCGCACGGUGGCACAUGACCAAAUGUGACAGCAUCAUACCAUUUGUGUGUGAGAUUGACCCUUGCCCGGCAGGAACCCGUGACACAUUCAUGUGCAAUGGUCGCUGCCUGGGUACUAGCCUCGUGUGUGAUGGCAAAGAUGACUGCGGGAACAAUGCUGAUGAGGAGAAUUGCCCUUCACAAUCAACGUAUGCAGUCAGAGGUGGAAGUGGAGAUUUGAGUCAAGUCAACUACACUGACAAUGCAAACAUGAUGUGGGUCAUAACAUCAGAGUCUGGAACCAGGAUUAAUGUUCAGUUCCUCUCCUUUAACACGGAAGCAGACACAGAUUUCCUAGAAUUCUGGGACGGGGGCCCCACUCUAAGCACCAGCCGUCUUGCGACUCGUGUCUCAGGAAUCCCGGACACCCAGACUCUUGGGUUCAUCAGCAGUUACAACUUCCUCAUCGUCAAGUUUGUCACUGAUCAGACCACGAGAAAAUCCGGCUUCAGCUUGAAGUGGACAACAAAUUAUACAUGUUCCUACAGUACGGCUACUGGAUCCUACUACUCCAAUACUGGUAUUGAGUACAGUACCUUAAAUCUGACAUCCUUGCAGAAUGCCACCAGAUGCAAGGAUAUAUGUAACACUGCAGCCACAUGCCUGGGAUUUGCUUAUCGGGCCAGUUCCAAUCCCAAAGUGUGCCACUUGAUCAAUCUGCAACCAAUCCUGACAUCUGCCCUGGAGUACACAGUGUUCAUGAAAACAUGUCCACCUGGCUCUACUAGCUCCAUGCCGAUGCUCAACUCCGUCUUGACUGCCACAUCGUCACCAAAGCAACUGACCACUCCACUCUACCCAAACCCAUAUGUGGGGAAUUUGGAGCUGGAGUACAUGAUUCGUACUGAUGGAAAUAAUCUCAUCACAUUGCAGAUCCUACAAGUGAACCUUUGCUGCAAUGACUACAUCCAUGUGUAUGACAAGGGUCAUGACCUUCUGGCGACCUUGGAGUCAAACUCGAGUCCUGGCUUCAUCCUCUCCACUAGCAAUGUGGUGUAUGUGAGGAUGGACCUGCACACACACUGGAAGUGCUCUGGUGCACUCAUACAGUAUACAAAAGGCUGCAAUGUCAGCCAGACUGGCAGUGGAGAGUUAUCCUCCCCUGGUUACAGUACACCCAAGAGUUAUCCACCCCUGUCAUCGUGCCAGUGGAGAAUCAACGCCCCGUCCGCUGACCGCAGUGUCACAGUGAUCUUCAAUGAUUUCCAGCUCCAUACCUCUGACAAGCUAAUGGUGACAUAUUCCAAUGGCAGCCAUUUUGAGUACACUGGUACCAGUCUGCGUGGUAGAUCUUUGACCUCUAACUCUCAUCUUCUGGUCACCAUGACUACAAGUUCCCUAUACACUGAUGUCGGUUUUAAAGCUACAUUUUCACCAGGCUGCCCCAGUCUUGUGUCUAAUGCCUACACACUGGACAUGAUGACAUCCAACUACGGAGACACCGUGCUUGUUUCCUGUGCGGACGGAUACACCUUCACGGGAAAGUUUGCUGGUUUACCUUCUGUGAACUUGACUUGCCUGUCUGGAGGUCAUUGGAGCGAGCCCUCCCUGCCUGUCUGUCAACAGGGGUUCUGUGGGUUUCCACCACUUAUCUCCAAUGGCUACAUUGUGUCUUCAACUGGAAUUUAUGGAGGGGACAAAACCACUUACAAAUGCAAGAAUGGUUACCUCAUGAAUGGGGCUGCUGUUAUCACCUGUCAGGAAAACAACGUUUGGCAGACUCAGCCGCAAUGUACAGCUGCGAGAUGCCCUGAUUUGAAUGCCACUGCUAUUGGCGUGGAUAGUAUUGACACAACUACAAGUACCGGUAUGCGAGGUACCCAGGGGAGUGUGGUGAGAGUCUCAUGUAGUGCUUACCGCGAGGUCCUUGGCCCACAACUCCUGCAGUGCAACAACGGCAGCUGGGACUACACCACACAAGCCCCAGUGUGUACUGACUUGAGAUGCGAGACACCAGUGAUCGCCAAUGCCUACCUGGCUCCCACUGGGAUCCUGAUAAAGGACCAGAUCAUCAAUGUCACGUGUAAGGAGGGGUACAAGCUUGUGGGCAACAGCACCUUUCGUUGCGGGGUGACCAACGUUCUGCCAAUGUGUGCACAACAAGAGUGUACACUGCCCAGCUCAGCAGUUGUCUCCCUUACUAGCCCCAGUAGGACGGUAUACCAGUUUGGCGAUAAUGUGAGGGUGGCCUGCUCAGAUGGUUACGUACUUGAUAACUUCCACACCACCAACAUGAGUAUCUCGUGUCUUAGUACUGGACAGUGGAAUAUUGUGCCCAUGUGCAGAAGGAUGGACUGCCGUCUACCACCUCAAGUGAAGGGAAGCAUAUAUAACCCUGCUCCCCCCUGUGUGCAGCAUAAUUGUGCCUUCGAGUUUUCUUGCAGUCCCAUGUAUGAGCUACAGGGGGAAAGUUACGAUAAGAAUAACACUGUGCGCUGUGGUGCAGAAACGUUUGGAGUUUGGGGCUUUGGAAAGCUGCACUGUUUAGGUGGUCAGUGUCCAGACCCGGGCUACCCUGCUGAUGGUCAUCUUGUGGGCGACAGUUUCCUGGAAGGGGCAAGAGUGACCUUCGCCUGUGACAAACCUGGGUACGAACCCUGGGAGACCGUGGGAGGGGUACAGCAGCCCUCAUCGGGGAUGACUUGUGUGUAUAGAUCAGAUAAUAAAAGCAUGGUCUGGAAGGGAGUUGUGCCAACAUGUAUUGACAGAGAACCACCCAAAAUUUACAACUGUGGUGACAAUGGUGGACUUGAAAUUUCAACAGAAAAUCUGGAACCAACCACUUAUUUAGGAAGACCCAAUCCUCCGUUUGCGUUAGACAACAAUGCAGUUAAGACUUGGACAGUGUCAGAAACAAAUUUCCGUUUUUCUCAACCGGUCAGCAAGGCUGGUGUUGUGACCUACACAGCUGUUGACUUUGCAGGCAACGCGACGUACUGCCUACUAAGAGUGACCAUUCCAAAGUCCAUUGAGUGCCAGAAUGAUAAAAUUUCGGAACUGCCAGCUGUGACAGGCACAAUUCAGCUUUCUGGUGAUGACCCCAGUUAUUUUCAGAGGAAGGUUUUUGGUGGUUUAAAUGUUACAUUUAAGCCACAAUCUGUUUCUUUUGAUGCUGUUAGCAGUUCUUUAUACACAGCUCAGGAAAUUAUGGUGACUUCUAGAAGUUCCUCUGGAAACUUGCUGGAUACCUGCACACUUCAGUUUCGCGUCAAAGCACCUAGUUGUGCCCAGUGGCAGUUAAAGGUACCAAAUGGUAACUUUAGUUGCUCAAGUAUCACUGGCGGCAUUGAAUGCCAGGUCUUUUGCAAUGCUGGAUUUUACUUCAUGGAAGCCUAUGCGACCAGCAUCAUCAGCAUAAACUGCACCUCCAACACAGGCCUAUGGAAUCGGGACCCACCAGUGUGUGCAUCUUCUACUGAACAGCAUUUGAUCUAUGUGGCGAUGUUCAGCUAUAAGUAUAUGGUUGCCAGUGGUGUCACAGAUGCUAAAAGCUGCACAGAUGCAUAUUCAAGGAAUGUUCGUCAACAGUUGGAGAUUUUUGCAAACAACAUGGAGUCUGUCUGUAACACAAACCUGCCAUACCCUGGCAACGAGUUAACACUUUCCUUGAGGAAGCUUAUACCAGACUUUAACUUGGGCACAAUUAGAUUGAGCAUUAAUUUUGAAUUCCUUAUGGUGGCAAUAAAUGAGUCAUUGAAUAAUACCCAAGCUGUCAAAUCACAAUGUGCUCAGCAUAUUCAAACUGUGCUGAACUCCCAAGAGAGGAUGCAGGGUCAGCCGAUUGCUAACUUGUCAGCCAUUCAAGGAUCGGAUUUCACAUGUGGUGCAGGGACAUUCGACCUGUCAACCAAUAGUGUUGUGGAUAACUUUGCAUGUGAAGGGAACAGACAAUAUGGAAGAACUUCAGACAGUAAAAAUGUGUGCUUGGAGUGCCCCCUCGGCUAUUACUAUGAGCAUACUAGCGGUACAGCCACUGCAACCCAUCGAUGUCUUAUGUGCCCUUCCGGUACUUAUGGUAUCACAACAGCCAAUGGGACCGAAUGUGCCGCCUGCCCGGAUGGUUUGAACCCCAGUCUCAGAGGCCAGACUGAAAUCUCUUCCUGCUAUCUCAAAGGUCAAUGUGGCCGCGGUGAGUUUUCCAAGGACGGUCUAGCGCCAUGCAAGAAGUGCCCCAAGGGCUACUUCAGUGCUGGAAUACUUGCUCGAACCUGCCACCAGUGUGACUCCAACCAGGUCACCCUGCAGGUUGGAUCCUACUCCAGCACUGAUUGUCUUACACUGAGCAAGGUUGAGGAAUUGACGAAUGAGACAUUGAAAAAUGAAUCACCAUGCCAUCCCAAUCCUUGCCUAAACAAUGGUUCCUGCUCCUAUGUGCGUAGUGACUACUUCUGCUCGUGCAAGCCAGGCUAUACUGGGGACACUUGCCAAUCAGAGUUCAAUGCCUGUACAAGCAAUCCGUGUAAAAAUGGAGGCAGGUGUGUGGUGGACCUUGCAGAUCCAACGAAAUACCUGUGUACCUGUGAACCUGAAUUUUCUGGUGCCAACUGUGAGGCGGAUCUCUAUGGCUGUGCCCCCUACAACUGCAGAAAUAAUGGCACCUGUCACAACUCCCGCAACAACCAUGUGUGCAUAUGUCCCUCCAACUCAGGAUAUACAGGCUAUGGUCGUCUUUAUGGGACUUGUGAGAAUUUGCGAGACCCAUGUCUAGAUGCCCCGUGUGUGAAUGGAUUCUGCAAACAGCAUCACACGUUCUACAGGUCAUGUGUAUGCCAUACAGGAUACACCGGCCUUAACUGCGAAAGUGACAUCAAUGAUUGCCUGCAAAACCCAUGUCAGAAUAAUGCCACGUGCGUAGACCUGGUGAAUGGUCUGGCUUGUGUUUGUUUGGAUGGGUAUUAUGGGGACUACUGUCAGUUUCGCAAAGCUUGCGAUGUUAGUUGUACCUCUAUUGGCCAGCUGAACUGUCAAACGUGUGUAAUGAACAACACACAGCAGUGUACAAAUGUGGGCAACAGCUUCACAUGUGGGUGCAAGCCUGGCUUCAAGGGAACGUCUUGUGAGAUCGCUAUAAACGAUUGUAACUCGUUUCCAUGCCAACACGGGGGCACCUGCCAGUCCAGUUUGGCCACUGGCUACAUCUGCACAUGCCCUGACCCUUGGACUGGCUUGAACUGUGAGUCUAUGGUCAACAAGUGUCCCAGCGGCACCACUUGCUUCAACGGAGGGACUUGUUUCAGUACAACCACUGGAUAUGUGUGCAGCUGCCCGAGCGCGUUCAUUGGAGCCUCCUGCAAUGUGUCAUAUGAUCUCUGUGAGAGAACAGAGGCUUGUGUUGGAAAUAACAGUACUUGCUCCAUCGAGGCUAAUGGCAACUUUAAGUGCAACUGUCAGGAUGGCAGGGCAGGAACCAACUGCCAAGAGACGGUAACCAGUUGCACAGCAGACACUUGCCACAAUGGGGCCACAUGUUCCAUCAGUUCUACUGGACAAGUUGUGUGUAAAUGUGUUCUAGGUUUUUCGGGCGCAUAUUGCGACAAAAACGAUGACAACUGUGUACCAAACCCGUGCGGCUCUAAUCAGCAGUGUGUAGACGGAGUGAACUCCCAUACUUGCGUGUGUAAAGCUGGGUACCGAGGAGACUUUUGCUCUAAAACUACCAGUGAUUUUGACUACGUGAUUCAGCCAUCAGUCAUGUGCCGUGAUGAUGUCUCCAUUGCUAGCUAUGGGGACGGUAACACCCUGAUUAACUCUCUCACUGUGGCAUUCUGGGUGAGAUUCACCGUGAACAACCCUCAGGCUGUCAUCCUUAAUGUGUUUGGAUCCGACAUUGAGGCAACCAGUAUUCCAGAAUCUCCAACAUUUCAACUGCAGAUUGCAGCCACAUAUGUGCAGAAAAAUACACCAGGCAGUGGUAGAAGGAAGAGAGCUGUAGAGACCAUUUUUUACAAAACACCAAUUGUGGAUGGCUACUGGCACCACAUUAUGGUCGGCUGGAACAGGCAGAAUCAAGAGCUCAGUGUGUAUGUGGACAGCAAUAUACAGGAGCAGAUGUUUAUCAGCCUUACCAAUAGUUCAGGAAAUAUGAAGAUGGGAUUUGUUGUGUUUGGUGACUUUGACCCAGUGACUGGUACCAGUCGACCACAGACGAGCUUUGAGGGGCGUAUAUCACGACUUGUUGUCAGCAACGAUGCAUCCGUUAAUGUCCAGAACUUGUAUAAAAGGACUGCCGCACCCACCAACAUCCUUCGGCAAGAACGUAGCCUGAUGUUGAUGUACCCAGUAGAUUAUAACAGUGAACUGAGGCUCAAUUUUGAGAGGUGCCUUCCUGGGGACAAUGCCUGCCAUACUUUUGCCAAAGGUGUACGGCUGCCAACGGUGACUAGUUGCCCUGACGACAUAUUGACAAUCACCAGCCAAUUGGAGGCUCCCACAUGGGCAACACCCACAUUCAACGGCAGCGAAAUAUCACCACCUCUCUCGAAUGUUCAAGCUGACACCCAGCUUGACUGGGGCGUGCAUGGUAUUGUGUAUGCAGCCUUUGACACUCUCAGUAAUGCUGCAGUGUGUACUUUCAGGCUGUACAACAGAGGAUCUACAUGCAACAGCACCACCACCCCCAGUCUGCCAAACAACUGUGACCAGUCGGUUCCAAACAUAAUACGAUGUCCCAACCACUGUGUGCCAGACUUGUAUCUUGCUGGUGUCAACACGCUCUAUCGGUCCUGCAGCAUGUAUGGAAUGUGGGACGAGGCUUUCAAAUACACCAAGUACAUCUACCCCACAUGUACAGGUUCAAGCGCACUAACACAAAAGGUGACACUGUCGCUAUUGGCAACCCCCAGUGUCCCAUGCAGCCCCACUGUGUUGGCUGGUUACCGGUCCGCUGCUCUAAAUGCAUUGAGCGGGAGCCUGAACCGAGCUAACCAGCUAUGUGGAGGUGCCUGCAUCCUGGCAUUCAACAAUGCAAUCACGUGUGAUGGGACGAAUCAAGUGACGAUUGAGAUGGAUUUUGGAUACUUAAAAUCACAAAUGAGCUUCAACAACAGUGCCUAUUCACCAGAAGACAUCCUGCGUAUCGCUGUGGGUGACCUCAAAGCAUUUACAUAUAUUGACCCAAAUAACAAUUCUACAACUGUGACCCCUGACCUGACAACCUUCUCUGUAUCAGCUGUGGAGGAAUGUGGGUCUGGGUUGAUGGUAGCCUCUGGCCAAUGUGUGGGCUGCGGGCCAGGCACUGAGUACAGCUCAGGCAUCAAGACGUGUGUCCGAUGCUCAGUGGGUCAGUACAAGGAGGGGUCACAGGGAGACUUGUGUGUACCCUGCCAGCCCGGCCUCACCACAGAGGGCACGGGGGCUUCCUCUGUCAACUACUGCGAAGAAAAGUGCAGGGUGGGUACAUACUUCAACACAUCCAACCUGGUCCGGACCUGUGUUGAGUGCCCAGUGGGGUUCUACCAGGACGAGGUGGGACAGUUCACAUGCAAACCAUGCACUAAACCCCUCACUACUGGGAUACUGGGGGCUGUUAGCUCCACCGACUGCAAACCGACAUCUGCAUUUACCACCACGCCAGCCCCUAACAUUGACCCCCCGGUUGCCGGCGAGUCUUCUGAAGGCACGAGUCUGGGGACUGGUGAGAUAGUUGCCAUAGUGAUAGGGGUGCUGCUGUUUGUGCUCAUCAUCAUCCUCAUUCUGUGCUUCUGCUGUCUACGGGAUAUCCUCCCUUGCUUCAAAAAGAAACCACUUAUCUCCCCUGCCAUUAAAGAUGGAUACCAUGCUCAAAAGUAUGGUCAGCCUGAGAUGCAGUUCAUUAACUACAAUCUGAAAGAGGCCAGAGAGAGGAAUGGCAAGUCAGUGGACAAGUUCCCCAUCAUGGAACCCCAGAUGUCUGACGAGACUGGGUCUGUGAGGACUGACAUCUCAGUGCACAUACCUCAGAAACAAAACGGCAGCUGGCGUGUUUUGAAAAAGUCUCAUUACUUAAAUGGUGGGGACAGUGUCACCUUGUCGUUGCCCAAUUCUGCGCGGGCCAACCCUGUCAUGACCUCGUCACCGCGGGCAUCAGAGCACCUGGAGGAUGAGGAGAACAUGUACAAUCAACCAAAGAAGUCGAGAAAGAAGCGCAAGUCCAAAUCUGGUGAGCGCAGGUCCCGUCGCCAUAGAGGUGAGAAAGAUGAAAUGGAGACGACUGAGAUGAGAAUUUCCAUGCCCAAAGCCCUGGCCCCAUUGCCACAGAAACUAAAGUCUACCCCGCCUAGCAACACUGUACUGAGGCCGUCUUCUGCACUUGAGCAAAGCAGAACCCAGAUUGGACCAGAACAGUAUUCUGCUUUCUUGCGUCAGUCCCCUGAAAAGCAAGAACGUGAGCCAUGGUCAUCGCACAGGUCAAAAGAUGGUGACAGGUCAAGGUCACAUGACGAGCCAGAGAAGAGGUCAUCUCGCCACUCUCAAAGGUCACGUGACGAAGGUAGGUCAAGAUCAUAUGAUGAUGUCCUUGAAGAACAGUAUGAGGAGAAAACCUCCCCAAAGAGGUCCAAAAAAAAGUCAAGGAGGCAAAGGGAAGAGGAAGAGCCAAGAUUAAGUUCCUCAAGAGAUUACAAGGGAGACACACAGGAAAUGCGCAUGUCAACAGAAGGAGACAGGUCAAGGUCACAUGAUGAACAAGAGAAGAGGUCAUUCCGCGACUCUCAAAGGUCACGUGACCAAAGAAGGUCAAAAUCAUACGAUGAUGACGAUGAACAGUUUGAAGAGAAAGGGACGUCCAAGAAGUCCAAGAAUCAAAGGGAGGAGGAGCCAAGAUUGAGCUACUCAGGAAAUUAUUUUGGUGAACCUGAAGUGCAGGCUCCCUUCAACAUCAGGAGGAUCCAAGUGGAGUCAGACGAUGAUUUAGCAUAAGAAUUGUUCUGCUUUAGGUUGUCUGAAGUGUAGUUGCCAUAUCAGUUUGCAUUUUUUACCAUGUGCAUAGAUUUACUUUUGAGUAAAGUGUCGAAAAAAUACAUUGUUUAUGCCCUUAGUAUUUUAAAGUGGGAGGCAUAUUUUGAUUGUCUUGUCAAGCCGUCCUUUAGUGACAGGUUAAGUAGAUUUCAUCCAAUAACAGUAACUUGCUACACAAUUAUCACCUAAUCUCUUAUGUUUUACCCUGACCCAUUUGGGCUUGGAAUAAUUGAAAUGGGCUAUUUCUUAGUUAACUAAAUAUUUGUGUUUUGUCAUGCACUAUAAUUUAUUUGUAACAAUCAGAUUUUUUUUGUUUCUUUAUUUUUUUUAAUAUAAUAUUACCGGUAUAUAGUUUUGGGUAAAAUGGAUUUUAUUUAUAAGUGUUUGUUUGUCUGUAUGUCUCAUUCUUUUAGACAAUGUUAACUCUUUGUUUUGUUAUGUUUUGAUUUACAACUAACAGUACUUGUUAAGUUUAGUUCUUUUUUUUGUGUUAGUAGGUACUUAUUUUAUAAUUGUUAUUUGUACUUUUGUGAUAUACCUUAUAUGUGAUAUUUGGUCAUAUUUGUUACCAUAUCUGCACGAGGGACUUACAACUGAAGUCUAGAAUAAGCAAAGCAUGUAUAACAUUUUUGGCUUUCUGUGGAGUAGUCCACUAUUACAAUAAACAUUGGUUAUAUGGUGAUUUGUGUUAUUAAUGAUAUUCUAGCAAUAUGUACUAAUUAAAUUACACAAGAUGCACCUGCGGAGAGGCAGAAAUAUGGUUUAAAAAGGCUUUUCUGAAUAAGCUUUGUUUGAUAUGCACCUCAGAAUCAGGUGAAUACCAUGGCAUUCAAUAUGGGAAUACAUAUAAACAUAAUGACUUGUACGUAAAACGAUUACAGUAAAACAGUAUUUUAUUUUAUAAUUUGUGGAAUCAACUGUCUCAUCAAACAGUUCAAGAACCAAAUUGGUAUUAAAUACUGUUCAAACUGAAUAAUAGCAGUGAGUAAUUAAGCUCUUGUUUGGCAAUAGGAAUGAAUUUCUUUGCAUGCAAUUGAUCUUUUGUAGAAAACUAUUCAGGUGUUAAACGCCAUUAAGUCCUAUAAUCUUGUGGGUUCACAUAAUUUUUAGGUGGGGAUGGAAAAUAUUCUUUUUUAGAAAAAAGUUGUGGUAUGUUUUGGUAUUAAUUGUUUUCAUUUUGAAUUUAUAUCAUAACCCAUGUAAUAGAAUGUAUUGCAUUUCAUCUGAUACACAUAGACAAUUUUUUCCUAAAAAAAUAAAUAUUAAUUUUGCCAUUGAAACACACUAGGUCAGUGAAAGAAAGGUAAAAUUAUGGCUCUCACAGCAGCGUAUUAAUAUUGGAACACUUAUGCUGACCUUGACCUAUUUGGAUAUGUUCUAAACUCUAUAACUACAAAUAAAACCAUCAUGGCUCGAAUAUCCACAAACUUUUCGUAUACAGAUUAUUGAAUGAGUGCAUAUAGAGUUUGUAGUAAAAUUUAUUUUGAAAAUGUAUAAAAUUCUUUGAUGUGUAAACAAAUUUUCAAUGGAAUUUUUUUCAUGAAACAAGUUUUAUUUUAUGCUUUUAUGUAAAUAAACAAUUAUUACCUUUUAACGUUGUUAAGAUUUGAGCACUGGGUUCAGUCUUAAAUAUCUGCUUUAUAUGUACCCUGUAUAUUGUUUUGAUAUUAAUUGGUUUGAUAAUUGCUGAAAGUUAUGUAUUUUAUUUUAUAGAUGUACUUAUGUCUUAGAUUCGUAAUUAAAUAUAAAAUGAC
Molecule: messenger RNA, 11330 nt
Organism: Dreissena polymorpha
Lineage: Eukaryota; Metazoa; Mollusca; Bivalvia; Myida; Dreissenidae
Exons: 60
Coding region: 175-9537 (3120 amino acids)
Biological process (GO): establishment or maintenance of epithelial cell apical/basal polarity; heterophilic cell-cell adhesion
Cellular component (GO): plasma membrane; protein-containing complex
Molecular function (GO): calcium ion binding; protein binding
Source: RefSeq, a predicted model, not a curated record